AAGCACGCCAACCGUAUCACGAUUCAAGGGUUGCAGCUUUCAGUUACACUUUCCCGUUGGCUGCCGUGGGUUAGCUCCACCUUCCAGUCUCGUCCAUUGCACGCAGAUCUUGAAGUUCCUCGAUUAACCGAAGCCUAAUCAAGGAAAUGGGAAGCUCAGGAUUCUCAUGGAAAUUGCCCGAUCAUCCCAAGCUUCCUAAGGGCAAGCCCGUAGCCGUCGUCGUUCUCGAUGGAUGGGGCGAGGCCACUCCAAAUCAGUACAACUGCAUCCAUACAGCUGAAACACCUACCAUGGAUUCCCUCAAAAACGGCGCUCCUGAAAAAUGGAGAUUGGUCAGAGCUCAUGGAACUGCAGUAGGGCUUCCAUCCGAGGAUGAUAUGGGUAACAGUGAAGUCGGUCACAAUGCUCUUGGAGCAGGACGUAUUUUCGCUCAGGGUGCGAAGCUUGUUGACAUUGCUCUUGCCUCUGGAAAAAUUUUUGAGGGUGAAGGUUUCAAGUACAUAAAGGAAUGUUUUGAAACUGGCACACUGCACCUCAUUGGGUUACUUAGUGAUGGUGGAGUUCAUUCCCGACUUGAUCAAUUACAGUUGUUGCUCAAAGGGGCUGGUGAACGUGGCGCUAAAAGAAUCCGUGUCCAUAUCCUCACUGAUGGCCGUGAUGUUUUGGAUGGCUCUAGCGUGGGAUUUGUGGAAACUCUCGAAAAAGAUCUUGAAGCAUUGCGCCAGAAAGGUAUUGAUGCAAGGGUUGCAUCUGGAGGAGGUCGCAUGUAUGUUACAAUGGACCGUUAUGAGAAUGACUGGAAUGUGGUGAAACGAGGGUGGGAUGCCCAAGUUCUUGGUGAAGCACCCCAUAAAUUUGCAAAUCCUGUUGAAGCUGUCAAGAAACUGAGGGAGGAUCCAAAGGCCAAUGAUCAGUACUUACCCCCUUUUGUUAUUGUUGAUGAGAAUGGGAAGCCUGUUGGUCCUAUAGUUGAUGGCGAUGCUGUUGUUACCUUCAACUUUCGUGCAGAUCGUAUGGUUAUGAUUGCUAAGGCUCUUGAAUAUGAAAACUUUGACAAAUUUGAUAGAGUUCGUUACCCAAAAAUCCACUAUGCUGGAAUGCUUGAAUAUGACGGUGAAUUGAAACUUCCAAGUCAUUACCUUGUUUCUCCACCAGAGAUUGAUAGGACUUCUGGUGAAUAUUUAGUGCAUAAUGGUGUCCGGACUUUUGCUUGCAGUGAGACUGUCAAAUUUGGACAUGUGACAUUCUUCUGGAAUGGAAACCGUUCUGGGUAUUUUAACCCGGAGUUGGAGGAAUAUGUGGAAAUUCCUAGUGACUCUGGGAUCACAUUCAAUGUCCAACCAAAAAUGAAGGCGUUGGAGAUUGCUGAAAAGGCAAGGGAUGCUAUUCUAAGCAAAAAAUUUGAUCAGGUACGUGUUAAUUUACCAAAUAGUGACAUGGUGGGGCAUACAGGUGACAUUGAAGCAACAGUUGUGGCUUGCAAGGCAGCUGACGAGGCUGUGAAGAUGAUCCUUGAUGCGAUAGAGCAAGUGGGUGGAAUUUAUGUUGUCACUGCUGACCAUGGAAAUGCUGAGGACAUGGUGAAGAGGGAUAAAUCUGGAAAACCUCAACUUGACAAGGAGGGAAAGAUCCAAAUUCUCACAUCCCACACUCUUCAGCCUGUGCCUAUUGCAAUUGGAGGUCCUGGUCUGUCACCUGGUGUCAGGUUCAGACAAGAUCUUCCCCAGGGUGGGCUUGCUAAUGUUGCUGCCACUGUGAUGAAUCUCCAUGGAUUUGAGGCUCCAAGCGACUAUGAACCAACUCUCAUAGAAGUGGUUGACAACUAGGGUAAAAAUAUCUGAGAAUUUUUACUAUCAGAAACGAGUUAGUUUUAGCUUUUAAUUGAAUAAUUGACAAUUCUUGCCCCACUAUACUUCAAUGUGGGUUUUUGUCUUUUUAAGUUAUUGUCUGUAUUAUCCUGGGCUGGUGAACGAGGAUCACUUAGUAAUGCGGCUCUUUUUGUCGGACUCCGAUGGUUUUUAAUAUACGAAGUUUUGUUA
Messenger RNA from Neltuma alba, 2039 nucleotides. Its product is annotated as 2,3-bisphosphoglycerate-independent phosphoglycerate mutase. Lineage: Eukaryota; Viridiplantae; Streptophyta; Magnoliopsida; Fabales; Fabaceae. The transcript has 10 exons. Gene Ontology annotation, molecular function: manganese ion binding. Gene Ontology annotation, cellular component: cytoplasm. Gene Ontology annotation, biological process: glucose catabolic process. The record is from RefSeq and is a predicted model, not a curated record. Bases 147 to 1826 code for a protein of 559 amino acids.